Messenger RNA from Paramecium pentaurelia, 323 nucleotides. The record is from the annotation of a GenBank genome assembly. Lineage: Eukaryota; Ciliophora; Oligohymenophorea; Peniculida; Parameciidae.
AUGAUAAGUUUUUAUGGUCAGGUAGGCUUUGAGGAAAUUAGUAAAUAAUUAAAAGACUUGAAAAUAUUUACAUUUGCUGAAUCAUUAGGAAGAGUUAAAAGUAUAAUGAAUAAAUUUUUAUAUCUUAUUCAAUUAUUUAAUUAUUCAAUUACUUAUAUAGGUUUAUUUGAAGUAUAAUAUAUUGAAUAGAAAUUAUGAAUUAAUUAAAUUACUUGUUAAUGUAAGCAAUUAAUUGGGAAUCACAGACAAUUUGGUUAGAGUUUCAAUUGGUAUUGAGAAUGUUAAGGAUUUAAUAAAUAAUAUGGAAAAAGCAUUUAAAUUGA